Messenger RNA from Eptesicus fuscus (big brown bat), 2070 nucleotides. RefSeq names its product keratin, type II cytoskeletal 2 oral. The record is from RefSeq and is a predicted model, not a curated record. Gene Ontology annotation, cellular component: keratin filament. Bases 1 to 2070 code for a protein of 689 amino acids. Gene Ontology annotation, biological process: keratinization; intermediate filament organization. The transcript is spliced from 9 exons. Gene Ontology annotation, molecular function: structural constituent of skin epidermis. Lineage: Eukaryota; Metazoa; Chordata; Mammalia; Chiroptera; Vespertilionidae.
AUGAACAGACAAGUCUGCAAGAAAUCCUUCAGCGGUGGGAGCCAGGGCUUCUCUGGCCGCUCUGCUGUGGUCUCCAGCGGUAGCAGCAGGAUGAGCUGUGUAGCCCGUUCAGGGGCUGCCAGUGGAGGAGCCUGUGGGUUCCGGAGCGGGGCAGGUGGCUUUGGCAGUCGCAGCCUCUACAACCUGGGGGGCAACAAGAGCAUCUCCAUCAGUGUGGCUGGUGGUUCCCGGACUGGUGGCUUUGGGGGAGGGCGUAGCGGCUGUGGCAGUGGCUUUGGAGGUGGCUUUGGUGGUGGCAGAGGAAUGGGAGGAGGCUUUGGAGGAGCUGGUGGAUUUGGAGGGGCUGGUGGCUUUGGAGGGGCUGGUGGCUUUGGUGGAGCUGGUGGUUUUGGUGGAGCUGGUGGUUUUGAUGGAGCUGGUGGUUUUGGUGGAGCUGGUGGUUUUGGUGGGCCUGGUGGCUUUGGUGGGCCUGGUGGCUUUGGUGGGCCUGGUGGCUUUCCUGGGGGAAUCCAGGAAGUGACUGUUAACCAGAGCCUUCUGCAACCCCUCAAUGUGGAGAUCGACCCUCAGAUUGGGCAGGUCAAGGCCCAGGAGCGGGAGCAGAUCAAGACCCUCAACAACAAGUUUGCCUCCUUUAUUGACAAGGUGCGGUUCCUGGAACAGCAGAACAAGGUCCUGGAAACCAAAUGGAAUCUGCUCCAGCAGCAGACCACGGGCUCCGGCUCGGGUCCCAACAACCUGGAGCCUUUCUUCGAAUCCUACAUCAGCUUCCUGCGCAAGCAGCUGGACUUGGCUCUGGGGGAGAGGGGGAACCUGGAAGGAGAGCUGAAGAACAUGCAGGUCCUGGUGGAAGACUUCAAAAAGAAGUAUGAAGAUGAGAUCAAUAAACGCACUGCGGCCGAGAAUGAGUUUGUGGGACUCAAGAAGGAUGUGGAUGGGGCCUACAUGAACAAGGUGGAGCUGCAGGCCAAGGUCGACAGCCUGACAGAUGAGCUCAACUUCUUGAGGACCCUCUAUGAGAUGGAGCUGUCACAGAUGCAGAGUCAUGUGAGCGACACGUCUGUGGUCCUGUCUAUGGACAACAACCGCUGCCUGGACCUGGACAGCAUCAUCGCUGAGGUCAAGGCCCAGUAUGAGGAGAUCGCCCAGAGGAGCAAGGCCGAGGCUGAGGCCCUGUACCAGACCAAGCUUGGGGAGCUGCAGAACACUGCCGGCAGACACGGGGAUGACCUGAAGAGCACCAAGAGUGAGAUCAUGGAGCUCAACAGAAUGAUCCAGAGGCUGCGGGCCGAGAUUGAAAAUGUCAAGAAACAGCAUGCCAACCUUCAGGCAGCCAUUGCUGAAGCUGAGCAGCGUGGGGAAAUGGCCCUCAAAGACGCCAGUGCUAAGCUUGAAGGCUUAAAGGCUGCCCUACAGAAGGCCAAAGAUGACAUGGCCCGUCUCCUGCGUGAGUACCAGGAGUUGAUGAAUGUCAAGCUGGCCUUGGAUGUGGAGAUCGCCACCUACCGCAAGUUGCUGGAGGGCGAGGAGUGCAGGAUGUCUGGAGAGUGUCAGAGUGCUGUGAGCAUUUCGGUGGUCAGCAAUGUCACCAGCACAAGCAGCAGCUCUGGUGGAAGCCAUGGAGGCUUUGGAGGGGUCAGCGGCGGUAGCAGUGGUGGCUACAGAGGCAACAGCAGCAGCAGAGGCAGCAGUGGUGGCCACAGAGGAAUAAGCGGUGGAAACAGCAGUGGCUAUGGUGGCGUUAGCGGCGGCAGCAGCGGGGGGUUCCAGAGCACUGGCACUGGGAGCUACCAGAGUGGCAGUGGCACCAGCACCGGAGGCUACCAGAGCGGCACCAGCACCAGAGGCUACCAGAGUGGCAGUGGCACCAGCACCGGAGGUUACCAGAGCGGCAGUGCGGGGAGCAGGCUCAGCGGUGGAAGCAGCAGUUCUGUGAGCCAGAGUGGAAUUGGCUCCAGCUCUGGUGGCAUCCAGACCACUGGAGGCAGUGGCUACAAGUCUGGCAGUGGAGGCAGCACCAAUAUCCGCUUCUCUCAGACCCCCAGCUCGAGCCAGCAGAGCUCCAAGUGA